UAGCUUUUAACAACCAGAAAGUACUGAAGCUUUAUCUGAAAGCACUGAAGCUUUGUCAUCAUUCGUCAUCAUUUCAAAUUAAUUUCACUUGACAUCUGUGUUGGUUUUCAGCUAAAUGAACCCAGAGAGCUACAGAAAAGGGAAUUUGAAGUCAGAUUCUUCUCACUCCACUGUUACCUGUCUGAGAAUAUGAACUUGAAGAGCUGGUGAUUUUUUUUCCACCCUUUAUGGUAACCCUUGUCUGGUGCAAAGAAUCCAUUCCUGAACAGGUACACAGCAAGAUGGACGUCAAGAAGAAAGAGAUGGAUCUGCUGAGCAACAGCAUUGCUGCUUACGCUCACAUUAAAGAGAAUCCAGAAAGCAUUGGGCUCUAUUUCGUCAUCGGGGUGUGCUUCGGCUUGAUCUUAACCCUUUGCCUGCUUGUGAUCCGGAUCUCCUGUAAGCCGCGGACUGAGCCACGGGCCGAGCCAGUCCAGGCGAAGAAAGCUCUGAGGGACUGUAGCGAGGAAGAGGACGACGAGAGCGAGGAAGACGAGACCGACGCUCCCAACCCCACCACUGAGAUCACCAUGGGCAACCACAGCCAGUCUGACGGGACGCUGAGCAUGAAUGUGUUCACGUCGGCCGAGGAGCUGGAGAGAGCCCAGCGGCUGGAGGAGAGGGAACGCAUCAUCAGGGAGAUCUGGAGGAAUGGGCAGCCCGAUAUCCUGGGCACUGGCACGGGCACCAUCGGCAGGGUGCAGUACUAUUAACUCCUCAAACAGCCUUCACUUGAUUCUGCACUGCCUUUAGGCUUAGUGAAGGAGACGAUUUCAUUUUUGUGAAUUGUCAUUUUUUGUGACAGUUAUUUGCCAGAAACUAGGAUCCAAAGCUGGCUUAUUAGCACAAGUUCCAAGCCAAAUAAUUGACAAUAUUGAACGCCUUGAAUUUCUGCCUUCAAAUGGAAAGAACAUGUCAUACUUUUCUAUUGUUUUAUUGUAUUUUUCUAUAAGCCUGGCCCAUGUUAACCCCCUCUACACAACAUCACGUGCAAUAAGUACAACAAUCUUCUAAUCAGCUUUUUUUUUUUUGUAUUUUAUAUUUAGAUCAAGCACAGUUACAUCAGGGCUACUACAGCAGAAUAUAAAAAUGCUUCUGAGUCUCAUCCUGCUCCUGAUAAGGUUUCAGAUUCUUCGGGUGGAUACUUUUCUCUGUUUCAGAUAAGCAAAUAAUUCACAAGCCUUACAAUGGAAUCCCAGGCAGAGGGUUCUGAUAGAACCCCAGUGUUUACGAAAGGUGCAGGACAAUAGACCUUUUCCAGUGUUCCCAGGGUUGACUAUGCGGAUGGCAUUAUUUUGUUUGGUGGAAGUGCAAUGAUUACAUUUGGGUUAAUCAGCACCGUAACAGACAAUCAGGCUUAAAAAAAAAAAAAAAACUGUUUCCAUGAGCCGUAGGGCUUCUGUUCAAACAAACACCAGCUGGGACUUUUAAACUCAACAGACAUUCAUAUAGUUAUAGUUAAUGUGUAUGCCACAAGAGAAAACAUCUCUUAGCUUGGACUGGAAUGAAAUGGAACUUCAAACGCCUACUCAAGAAAGAAAAAAAACUUUCUCAAGACAAGAGGGUAUUAUUAGAUACUUUUUGUGUGUCGCUGUAGUCCUUACAGAAAGUUGCUGCCUUUCACACACAAAUUCAAAAAUGUUUUCAGAGUGGCUUAGUCGCAUCUUUGGCUACAGCUUUAUUGACCAGCCUGAUUCUGUUGCUGGUAGAGCCCAGCUGCACCGAGUCUGUUGUAUCCCAUUAGGUUGUAUGUUGAGUAUAACAUAUAGUUUGGGGGUGAUCAGUAAGUGGCUGAUAUCUUUACAUAUCACAAUGAAGUAGCUGUAACAUUAAAAGUCUGACAUGAAGUUCAAUAUCUCAGAACGGACUUAAAUGUUUCCAUAGUUUAAAAUCACUAAAUUAUGGAACCUUCCUGGACCAGACACUUGCUUUGACUGGGGUUAAAUUGCUCUUAACUGUGGCAGAUAUGAACAUGCCACUGCCUAAACCUUCAGCUGUUUAAAAGUUGUAACUUUAAUUACAAAAAUACUCUAAAGAGACUUGCAUACGAAGUCCCCACAGUUUUGAGCAAUUGAACAGACCCCACUGUUAGUGUUCAUAAUCUUGGCACACAAAAGGCCUUAUUUGAGUGUAUCUUUACCAAAGAUAAAACCCAAAACUUGAAAUCUGGUCUGAGAUCCUAAAUAAUUAUAUUGAAUUGCAUGCAUUCCCUCAGGCCCACUGCAAACCAAUCCAGCCAGUAAUCCUGGGUAAUUUGUUCGUAUUGCUUAAUAAUUUCCUGACCAAUAAAUGGUAUUGUUGUGUUUCAUGUUUCACAAGGGGGUGACUUCAACAAUCCAAUUCAUUUCAGAUUUUAGGUGACUCAUUGAAUUUUUACAUUGUUUGAUUCAAUGAUUCAAGCUUUUUUUUUUUUUUUUUAAUUUAGUUGGUGUUGAAAAACAGAAAAGAAAACUACAGCAUUGAUCUUAAAAUUCUUGACAGUCUUGUCUGUAUAAGACAGUUCCAUCAAUCCCUAUCAUUUUCAUUGCUAAACUAGUAAAUACCAGAAUAGACCGACUGCACCUCCUGCUUUCAUAACAUUCAGAAUUAUGAUAUGCAUCCGUGCGCAAAGCAAACUGCUGUUAUGAGAGAGGCUAACAUACAGAUAUACAGUAGAUGAGCUUCACUACUGUAGGUGGUAUUUUAAUGAUCAAACGCAUCAUUGAAAUGCAAUAGGGUCGUACUAGUAGUUUCAUCUCUUUAUAACAAUAUCAUUCUAUAUAAAUAUUCUGCACUAUAUAUGAUUCAUGCACAUUUUACACAGCCUUUUCAAUUGACGCUGCAGCCACUGAAGGCUCACUUGAUGGCAUCUGGCAUAGGGUAGUCACCCAUAACAACUCAUCCAAAUGUUUGCCUACUAGACUAAAACAUUUCUAUUCUUUAUUGGACAGAAUGUUCCUUUCACAUUCCAGUUACCAAGGUCACCUUGAGUGGACUACCAGCAUAAAUGAUCUGCACACAAUCUUGCAAAAUUGCAUUAGCAAUCCCUGAAGGAUUUUUUGUUUGUUUUACGGUACGUACUUUACAAGCUAUGCACUUAUAUAGUACGAGUGUAUUCCAUGCGUCACAUAGUGUUGUCUGAUGCACUGCCGUUAUGGAUUCUGUCUCCUGUCAGUGAGACGAGGGUAAUAACUUUAUAGUCAGAGAAUGCAGGUGAGCCCGACUCUUCAGCAUUGUGUUUAAGACACUCACUUGCAGUGUGCCUGAUCACCGGCCUGCACCCUGUUGCAUUGGCGUCAUGAUCUGAACACAACACAUGCCUCUUGUUGACAUUAUUAAUAAAGAGAAACCACAACAAUUUUGUUCCAAAAAUGCAUAUAACUAAUAAACAUUAAGUACUAUGGAAGUACUAAGUAAUAACAUUGUAAUAAAUAUGUACAAACAAGUACUAUUUUUUUAAAUAUAUUUCCAUCUCUCUUAAUGUUUAUCUCAACUGGUUACAUUCCAUGUGUGUUAUUGCGAGUCCUGCUAAUUCAAUGACGAUAGCAUCAUCAGCCCUAGAGGUUUGGUUUAGGGUAUGGGGGGGGGUCACACUGUAUGUCAUGUGAAUCAAUAUUUUACAACAUACAGUAAGAUUUGGUGUAUUCUAUCAGUGCCUUACAAUAUGCCAUUAUUCUGCAUCUAAGAUACUAUACCAACAUGGGACAAUUAAUAAAGCAGAAUGAUAUGUAGGUUGGAGUAAUGUACUGAAAUACAAAUGUAUUUUCUGCUAUACAUUUUUCAACAUCUCGUUAAGCUUGUUGCUUGAAAAUACAGUUGUUAAAAUUGUUCUAUCACCGCCUGCAGUUGAAAAUAAAGUCAGGGUAGUAUUUAAAAUGAAACAAGUAGCUAUUAAAUAAAACAUCUGUCGAAUGUUAUUCCUGAAGUUGUUACAUUGUUGACUGUAGGCAUGAACGUUUUCAGAAUUCUUCACAAAGCACAGCUGAUACAAAGCAAAGCUGUGUUAGUAAAAUAAGCUAAAUCAAAAGCUUGAGGGUCGGUGAUUUUAUUUUUAUAUAUAGCUUUUGGGGUGCUAUCAUGAUGUACAAUGUAUGUCAUGAAACUGAAAAUAAAUUGUACUGUUGCUCUCCAAUUCUGUUGAAAUUCAAUGUAGAGUGCUAGAUUUUAAAGAGUGAUUUAUUUUCUAGAAAUAAUUAGCCUUAAGACUGCUCAAAAUCAUCCAUUGGGCGGAAUAUAUUUUGCAUGAUCUGUGUGACAGGGAAAGAGCAAAAUAGCAAUACAUAUUACUGGCACUGUGAUCUGAAUAUAUCGAAAUAUACACAAUCUUCACUCGGCAUGCACGUGUUUUGCAUUCCCUAAAAGAAACGUCUUAAUGAAAGCAGGCUCUCUAAUAGAUUUUUAGCAGUCUAAGGACACACUGAUGGAAAGUACAGUAGCCUAUUUCUUGUAAGCACAGUUACUUUCCAGUCCUUGCUUAAAUUCAGCAGCUUAUCUGUAAUAACGGCACAUGUUAACUCAUAAUUUAUAAAAGGUUGCGUCAUGCAACACUUUUUACCAAAGAGAUGUAAAUAUUUACAUAAAUAUUUGUAUUAUAUCAUCAGUAUUACUACCUUUCUAGAUUAUGUAUAGUGGUUCUUGAAUAUUACAAUAAAUAGAUCAAGUAUAAACUUGUUUUUAUUCCAAAUAAAGAGAAAAUUUGUAAAGCCCUUUAACUGGUAUUGGUGUUUGUAAAUAUUUAUUAAGAGGUCAAAUUCUAAGAAACUAAGGGCCACAUUUUCAAAGUGUUUAUUCUCAGUUUUGUAACAUCUAUAUGGAAUUGAAUUUAAAUUUAAAUCCAGCUGUGAUAGAGUUCACUAAAGGCUGGAGGAACAUCUGCCUAUUGCCCAGUAAUUACUUUGGCCUAGUGUAAUUACUGUGUAAAAAGCCCUGGAUUGGAAUCUGUUUUCUAGGUCAAUGGUUUCACACAAGUAGCAAAUUGUUAUUAUAUCUAAGAGCAAUUGUGUGUUUUUAAUGUUAUGGGAAUGUGGCAAAGUACACACAUCCGGGUCAUUAAAAGCUUAUUCAAUACCCGAUUAUAAGUAGGCAUAAGGGUUUGAACUCUCAAACAUCUGCUGUACUCACACAGAACAAUAUCUCUCUAUUUACAGUGAAAGUGAAGUUUCUUUUCUAAAUUGUUUUCUUAAGGUCUCUGGGAGCAUUAGGCAAACCAAACAGUUACCAUUGUCAAUGUGUCUUAGGAUUGUGUAGCACCUUCCACCCCCACCACAGCCCCAAUGGAGGUUACCAUAGAAACCAGUUAGAGACUCUUCUGGUGGGCCUGUAAUAACCUAUUUAUAAUUAGGGACCCUUCCUCGUGGUUUUGGGGCUGCAGUUUGCUCAGCCAACGUUGUGUUCAAAUUUCCUACAGGCAGCAGGGCCUUCUGUUUUCCUUCGGGGGAAGCAGCUGAUUGGAAAAGUUUCCCUUCCAAGUCUCUUCAUUCAUUUUCCAUUUCCCCCUGACAAUGUCAAUCUGUACUCACUCAGAAACCAGGCCAGGCCUCUGGUUCCUGCUAAUUUUAGCAUGUCUGUGUGUUUCCUACGGCAACCUGAACUGUGCUCCCAAGCAACCUUCAUUUCUGACUUUUCUGUGUUUUCAUCUUACUAUUCAAGGCCUUUAUCUGGCACAGUACAGCUAAGGUUACUAUACUGGCAUUGUUUGAGGGUUAAAUCAAGGACAGUUGUCCCUUCCUUCCAGGACUAGGGGUGUCUGAAUGAUUAUAAGAGAACAAUAAUGGUUUUCCAAAACAAAACCUGUUUAAGUCCAAUAACUAUUGUGGAACUAGUACACAUGCACACAUUAAAACUGCUAUUACAGUACAACACAAUUCUAGCUGCAGGCAAACUGUACAGGUUGUAGCAACGCUAAAAUCUAGAAAUCAUCCCAAAAAUUCUCCAUCAACAGCAUGGCUGUUUAACACAAGUUAUUCUCUCAGCAGUCUUCUAUUUUGAGGUUUUUCUUCAGGGCUCGAACCUAUGUGCAUAUUAGAAACAGAGCUCAGACUAUAUGGGAGUAAUAGCAAAAGGUGAAAAUAUAAAACAAAAGGAUAUAUUUGCACAAUUCCAUGGUUAUGCUUUUGGAAAACGAAAUGCAAACUGUAAUAAGUAGAAGUGCACCAGUGUUUGCAAAUGCUUAUGCCAGCAUGCUUCUGUUUUAUGAAGACAUUACACCAUGCCUACCUUUUACGUGCAGGAUCUAAAGCACAAAGGCCUGCCCUCAAUGAGUAAUGGCAUGUCGACUCACAGGAAAAGGGAGUUACAUUCUCAGUAAUUGUUUAAGGGAGUAAGGGCGUAUCUCCAAAUAAGGAAAACGUGGGUGUUCUUCAAUCACUCUCUGUUGUGCAUAUAACCAGCUUUCUGUUCCGAAAGUCUCGCUAUGGUAUUAAAGCUUAUGUUCAAAAUAGUACAUCAGCACCUGUACUUGUUUAUUCACGAUAGUCCCGGUUCAUGGCAUGAUCAAUACUGACCAGGUUCAGGCUUGUUUAGCUUCUGAAGGGGAGUUUAUUAAUGCAAUAAGAUUUGCUACCAAGAGAAAUGACAGAAAAUCCAUUAAACUAAUUAAUUUAAACAGUUUAUUCAUUUAAAUGAGUCAUGCAUGUGUGACACCAGGAGUUGGAUUCAAGAUGCCUGCCAGCAUUUUACUGAUAUUUUCCAAGGCUCAUGUAUUGUGCAUUGUAACAAUCGUAUCCUUUUUAUAAAACUUGAACAAAUAAAUGAAAGCUUCCAUCAA
Messenger RNA from Polyodon spathula (Mississippi paddlefish), 6784 nucleotides. It is a transcript of the gene eva1ba, whose product is annotated as eva-1 homolog Ba (C. elegans). The transcript is spliced from 3 exons. The record is from RefSeq and is a predicted model, not a curated record. Lineage: Eukaryota; Metazoa; Chordata; Actinopteri; Acipenseriformes; Polyodontidae. The coding region runs from base 228 to 752 and encodes 174 amino acids.